This is a messenger RNA of Choloepus didactylus (southern two-toed sloth), 2413 nucleotides long. RefSeq names its product serine hydroxymethyltransferase 1 (gene SHMT1). Gene Ontology annotation, molecular function: mRNA 5'-UTR binding; zinc ion binding; cobalt ion binding. Bases 127 to 1599 code for a protein of 490 amino acids. Lineage: Eukaryota; Metazoa; Chordata; Mammalia; Pilosa; Megalonychidae. Gene Ontology annotation, biological process: purine nucleobase biosynthetic process; cellular response to leukemia inhibitory factor; folic acid metabolic process. Gene Ontology annotation, cellular component: nucleus; cytoplasm; cytosol. The record is from RefSeq and is a predicted model, not a curated record. The transcript has 12 exons.
UGGAGUCGGAGCCGCCGCGCGCCAAGUUCGGGUUCCGGGCACGCGCGGCGGUCACGUGGCGGGCGCGGGUCGCGCAGGUGGCGGCGCGGGAGCGGGUCCGGGUCCGGGCAACCUCACCCCAGAGCCAUGGAAACCCCAGUCCACGGCACCGAGAAGGAUGGAGGUCUGUGGUCUGCACACAACAAGAUGCUGGCACAGUCCCUGAAGGACAAUGACGUUGAGGUUUACAACAUCAUCAAGAAGGAGAGUAACCGGCAGAAGGUGGGGCUAGAGCUGAUUGCCUCUGAGAAUUUCGCCAGCCGAGCUGUUUUAGAGGCCCUGGGCUCUUGCUUAAAUAACAAAUACUCGGAGGGGUACCCAGGCCAGAGGUAUUACGGUGGCACUGAGUUCAUCGACGAGCUGGAGCUCCUGUGCCAGCAGCGAGCGCUGCAGGCCUACCACCUUGACCCCCAGAACUGGGGCGUCAACGUCCAGCCGUACUCAGGUUCCCCUGCCAACUUUGCGGUGUACACUGCCCUGGUGGAGCCCCAUGGGCGCAUCAUGGGCCUGGACCUGCCUGAUGGGGGCCACCUCACCCACGGGUUCAUGACCGACAAGAAGAAAAUCUCCGCCACGUCCAUCUUCUUCGAGUCCAUGCCCUAUAAGGUGUACCCCGACACGGGCUACAUCAACUACGACCAGCUGGAGGAAAACGCCCGCCUCUUCCACCCGAAGCUCAUCAUUGCCGGCACCAGCUGCUACUCCCGGAACCUGGACUACGCGCGUCUGCGCAAGAUCGCGGAUGACAACGGGGCCUACCUCCUGGCGGACAUGGCCCACAUCAGCGGGCUGGUGGCGGCCGGCGUGGUCCCUUCACCUUUUGAGUACUGCGACGUGGUGUCCACCACCACCCACAAGACCCUGCGUGGCUGCCGGGCCGGCAUGAUCUUCUACCGGAAAGGAGUACGCAGCGUGGACCUCAAGACGGGCAAGGAGAUCCUGUACAAUCUGGAGCCCCUCAUCAAUGCGGCCGUGUUCCCAGGCCUGCAGGGAGGCCCCCACAACCACGCCAUCGCUGGUGUUGCCGUGGCCCUGAAGCAGGCCAUGACGCCGGAGUUCCGGGCGUACCAGUGCCAGGUGGUGGCCAACUGCCAGGCGCUCUCCGAGGCCCUGACCCAGCUGGGCUACGAGAUAGUGACAGCUCUGACUUGGUUUCCAGGUGGUUCCGACAACCAUUUGAUCCUUGUGGAUCUCCGUUCCAAAGGAACCGAUGGUGGAAGGGCUGAGAAGGUGCUAGAAGCCUGUUCUAUCGCCUGCAACAAAAACACCUGCCCAGGUGACAAAAGUGCUCUCCGGCCCAGCGGUCUGAGACUGGGGACUCCAGCACUGACAUCCCGUGGACUUCUGGAAAAAGACUUCCAAAAAGUAGCCCACUUCAUUCACAGAGGCAUAGAACUGACGCUGCAGAUUCAGAAGGAAAUUGGUGUCAAGGCCAGCCUGAAGGAGUUCAAGGAGAAGCUAACAGAGGAUGAGAAGCACAGAGGGGCUGUCAGGGCUCUCAGGGAGGAGGUGGAGAACUUCGCUUCUGUCUUCCCUCUGCCCGGCCUGCCCGACCCCUAAAGGAGCUUGGCUGCCCCCAGACCCAGGACAGCGGGGUGGCGAGGAAAUUGCUGGCCCGAGGUCCCAGCACCCUGCAAGGCAGAAGGCCCCAGAGGGGCCACAUCACUUCCGUGCCCCCUGAAGGGGUUACUUUUUGAACUUUCCUCCUGUAUUUUCUUCACAAAUUGGAUCAAAUCAAAAUUUGUUUAAAGCCCAUUGUUAGUAAUUUACUGUUAGUUAUUAAGGAAUUUAAGUUUGAACCUGUCUUCCUCAGCCGGAUGUAAUUAUUCUGGAAAAAUAGAAGACUGUCUAGCCACGGAGCCUCAGCUCCCCGGACAGGGAUGCAGGGAACACCCUUCUCCAGUGGCGUCUGGGCUUCCCAAACUUGCUGCAGCAGACAAGAAACACUCAAGUUAAUGGCUCGUAAAAGCUGCCAUUCUUAAUGUUUGGUUACCCGGUGUCUUGCCAAAAGGAGCACUGGUUUAGGAUCAUCAGCUCUGAGGGGGGGGAUUCUUCAGAAUGCGCUGACGUGUGCUUUGUAUCAGAAUAAGCCAGACACGUCCGCACAGGUGCUGCCCAGUGGGGUGGGGGGCUGGUGGGGAACGUGGAAGGGCCAUGACCCCGCUCCCCACUGGAAUCAGAAAGCCCAAUGUUGCCUUCCCAAAGAAACUUUAUUUUUUCAUAAAGUUGAAGUGCAAAACAUAGAUGACCAUUUUUAACCACAAUUACAUUUUAACCACAGAAUGUCUAGAAGAAUAAUAGCUUUAAAAAAUACAACUAAGUUUUAUAUCUCAAAAAAUAUCUGAACUCAAAUAAAUUAAAUCUUUAAAAAGUA